UAAAACAUUAAACGACGUCGUUGCAGACGGGGAAGUCACUGAAAAACCAAGUCUACUUACUGAUCAGGAGAACUCAUCGGCUCCCCUUGUAAUAGCCCUAGACCGUUUCCCGUUCCUCUGAGUUCCAUCACGCAUAUUCGCCGGAACGCUGUCGCCUCCUCCCCGUCGGAACACACUUUCGUCAUAAGUCAAGCAACUCUUGCGAACCCUAGCGCCGUGCCUCUCAUCUUCUCCAUCUUCACACUUCAAUUUAGUGUGAGCUGAAAAACAAUGGGAAGUGCACCUGCUCAAAUUCCUGGAAACUUUGGACAUGAGUUGAGGGCUUGUCUUCGUUGCCGCCUUGUCAAAACCUAUGAUCAGUUUAGAGAGUCAGGUUGUGAGAACUGCCCAUUUUUACAAAUGGAAGAAGAUCACGAGCGUGCGGUUGAGUGUACUACCCCCAAUUUUAAUGGGAUCAUUUCAGUAAUGGAUCCAACUCGAAGUUGGGCUGCCCGUUGGCUGCGUAUCGGAAGAUUUGUUCCUGGUGUUUACACUCUUGCUGUCUCAGAAGCUCUUCCAGAAGAGAUGCAGGCUAUUUGUGCUGAUAAGCAUGUGCAAUAUAUGCCACCGAAACGUUAGUGGAGCAAGUAAAUAUUGGUUUUGUGACAUCUCUAACAUGGUUGGAACCGAGUAUGUAUUGAUGUGGAUUUUAUUGCUAGUUUUGGUCAAAUGCAUUCUUGAAAUGCCUGGUUAAAAUUCUCUAAACAAAUUAAUUAUAGUGUACAUGAGAAAAGCUCAUGAAACUAACAUAAUAUAACUUCUUUUGACUGAUA
Lathyrus oleraceus (garden pea) is the source of this 812-nucleotide messenger RNA. Its product is annotated as transcription elongation factor SPT4 homolog 2. Gene Ontology annotation, cellular component: DSIF complex; nucleus. Gene Ontology annotation, biological process: transcription elongation-coupled chromatin remodeling; transcription elongation by RNA polymerase II; regulation of DNA-templated transcription. The transcript is spliced from 6 exons. NCBI's taxonomy places the organism in Eukaryota, Viridiplantae, Streptophyta, Magnoliopsida, Fabales, Fabaceae. Gene Ontology annotation, molecular function: RNA polymerase II complex binding; zinc ion binding. Bases 271 to 618 code for a protein of 115 amino acids. The record is from RefSeq and is a predicted model, not a curated record.